ACAUGGGAGGGACCGGACCGUCAAGUGGACAGCUCUCGCGCCCGCCCACCGCGCGCCACUCACUCCACACCGGGAGCAGCGCGUGCGGACGAUGCCAGGCAGAGAUAGAUGGGCAGGCCGGCGGGAAAACGCAGCCGCACAGUGACACAACUAGUUAGAGCAGCGAGAGGCGCAACUGACAGCGGAAGUGGAGACGAUCCAGAGCCGCCGCCGCCGCCGCUUCACCGUCCGCUGGCACCGAUGUCCGAGGCCCGUCCGGUGCCAGCUGAACACCGCCGAGCGAGGCAGAGCGCACGGGAACGGCCGCUGGAGCGCGACGCUCCGCUUCGCUGAGCGGACGGACUCCUGUCGCCGACCGAGAGCGAGCUCUAUGAAAGCACAUUGCGUCUCGUCCCCGUUCCUCUUCGAGCAGUGCUGCUUGGCUCACCAGGUUUUUGCCAGUGACACUGAAAACUUUCAACAACAACCCUCUGGUUCCUGUUGUGGGGGAUAAACGACACAGAGACCAUCAACAGCUUCCUGAUGGAUUCACCCACAGAUCUUUUCAGUGACUCCUCUCCCCAGAUACAUGCCUUCACUUCCACUCUAAGCUCCACAGAUCUACCUGGAGGUCAUCCCCAGGGCAGUGCAGGUUGUCCUCUUCCUGCCUUUAGGCCUCCUGGAUUCCCCCUCAUCCAUCAUCUCCUCCAGCCGGGUGGAGCCCACCGGAAGAUUGGAGGGCACCUCAACAAAAACCUCAGCGCACACAGACAUCUGGAAGACAGAAAUAUGGAGGAAAAUGCAGGAGAACGGGAUGAACAGGUGGAGCCAGGAAUGGAAGAAGGAGAGGAGGGAGAUAUAGAGGAAGUGGACGACAUGCUGAGGGUUAAAAAGAGGCGCAGUGAUGCCGCCCUCGCAGCAGAGUGGCGUCAAGAUGUCCUGAAAGUUAAGAGGAUGAAACUGGAGAGACGACAGAGAGAUGGCAAGGCUGAUGGAGAGGCCGACGCAGGAGGCAGGUGUCAGCGCGAAGGAGCGCGGGAAGGCAGGAGACGAGAGAGGGAGGAGCUGAAAGAGCAGCUGGAGGAGGCGAGGGAGAGGCUGCAGGCCCUGCAGGAGAAGGUGUGGAGAGCGUUUGGGGAAAAGCACAUGGAAGAGGAGAAGAAGAAAAGCAGGCUCAGGAACGCAAGCCGAAGGGCUGAGGAUAGAGAAGACCUGGGCUUGAUGGAAGAAGAGGACAUUACUGAAGGAAUGUAUGAUGAAGAGGACGUAGACGGUGGAGAGGUAGAAAAGGAACCUUUCCUUAAUCUCUCCGGUUCCCCUUUCGAUAACUUCCACAAACGGAGGGAGGAGAGACACAAAGAGAAAGAGCGGAAGGCAGAGCGAGGAGGAGGAGGAGGAUUUAGCUUGGGGGAUGCCAUAGAGGGAGCAGGACUGUGGUUGGACUGUGGAGGACUGGUGAGAGGAGACUGGGGUGCAGGCCUGGAAGAAGAGGGCGAGGAGGGAGGCCAGAAGUUUGCUCAGGCGCUGAAGCUGGAGCUGGGCAGCGCCGUGGCCCGAGUCAUCGACCGAGUGCUCCGCCUGUACACCGAAACCAUAGAUUUAACUCCUUCCUCCCCGCCCGCCGCCGUCGCUUUCCUCCCACCUGACGUCGGGGGCGAGGGGCGCAGGGAAGUGUGGAUGGGACUGCUGGCUAGAGAACGAGGCGAGGAAAAAACCAGGGGCAAGGAGGAGAAGGCGGGGGGGCAGGACGGGGAAAGGGAGAAGCAACUCCAGAAGGUGAACGGGAGCGCGGCGCCUCCUCCGCAGACGCAUCGCAGCGAGCCGGCAGAUCUGACCCUGCCUUUGGCUGUUCAAAGGUCUCCUGAUGUGCGAAAGGCCCACCCACUCCUCGGCACGCCCCUCUCCGCCCACCUGAAUGCCUCACAUCCCAACCUCUCCCUGCACCACGCCACUUUACCCCGGCCCCCGCCUCUGACCCAUCCUCCCCUCUUACCCCCUGCUGCACAACCCAAGGACCCCUCUUCCUCUUUCCAUCUAUCUUCGUCGUCCUCUUCUUCCUCCUCAUCUUCCUUCCCAGCACCUGCCCAUCCUCAUCCACCGCCUCCUCCCCCUCUACCUCUCCCACUGCUCCACUACUCCAUGCAGCAGCUCUUCUCUCGCUCUCUCCACCACCCUCAGCUCUCACACCUCCCCCCCUCACGCAAAGACUACCUGGGCUCAGACCCAUUCUUGGAGGUCUCCUCUCACACAUCAUCCCACCCGUCCUUCCCCCCGCUCCCCCUGCUUGGGCACCUGGACCCCUCCCUUGCUCGUCAUGCUCAUGGAGGGAGAGAUAGGGAGAGAGGGAUGAGGGGAGAUGGAGGGAUGAGAGGAGGAGGGAUGGAUGGAGGAGAGCUCUACCUGACAGCUGGGGGAGCAUACACCCAGGAGGGCUUGUCUCCCUGUCAUCUGAAGAAGGCAAAGCUCAUGUUCUUCUACACCCGCUAUCCCAGCUCCAAUACACUCAAGACCUACUUCCCUGAUGUUAAGUUUAACCGCUGUGUGACCUCCCAGAUGAUUAAAUGGUUCAGUAACUUCAGAGAGUUCUUCUACAUCCAGAUGGAGCGCUUUGCUCGACAGGCUGUCCGUGACAUGCUCACUCGGGAUGGUGCGCCCUGCCUGGGCAGAGACAACCAGCUGAGAGUGGGCCGGGAUACGGAGCUGUACCGCAUACUGAACAUGCACUACAAUAAGAGUAAUGUAUACCAGGUACCUGAGAGAUUUAUCGAGGUAUCAGAAGUGGCUCUGAGGGAGUUUUACUCAGCCAUCUGGACUGGCAGGGACAGCGACCCCUGCUGGAAGAAAGGCAUUUACAAAAUCAUCUGUAAACUUGACAGUCCUGUACCAGACGCCUUCAGACUGCCUGGAUGUCCUGUUGGCUGAUGCUCGAACCACUGUCAUUGCAUACAUGUAUACAACCACAUACACAAACAGGAACUAACUGAAAGAAGGGAAACUAGUAGAGACAACUACGAAACAUUUUACCAUAUGACAGCUAAUGUAAAGCUAUUAAAUUAUACAAUUUUGUUUAUUCUGUCCGGAAUAAAUUUGUCAUUACAAUGUGAUGAAACGCUACUGCUUGACACGGUGUACAGAAAAGAGAUGUGCAUAAACAGGCAGGCACACAGAGGGUCAACAGACUGACACACUCAGUGCUGAGAUAAGAGUCUUGCGAUAGCACUUAUCGGAAAACGUGACCAUAGCAUUGAAUUAGCAGUGGACAGAGCAGGAUUUCACUUUCCGAACAUUCUUCACCCUUCAGUUCUCUUGUGAAAUCACAAUGCUGCUACACAGGUUUGAUUAAACUGUGGUUAAAAUACCGAGCGCUGCAGCUACACGGCUGGAACGACCUGACUUCAGUACAGUGUUGUUAAAAUAUGCAUUGUUGCUUCUGUUUAAAUUAAAUCAUAAACAUAAAUAAUCACUGAAAUUGAAAAUGCCAUUCUAUGCAUCUAGUGAGUAACCACACAUUCUGCUGACAGCUGUUUACUACGCAUGGGCACACACGUUUCAAUAUUUUCAAACCAUCCACAGCUUGAGUACAUGCAGCACUCAGCAUGUUUACAUGUUUUUUUACCUACACAUAAUUUCAACACUUUGAAAACACAAAUCAUGAUUCUUUCUGGUCAAAUGACUGAUUAUAUUCCAUGACACAUGGGAUUUCAAAAUCAAACUCAUGUUUGUCAUUUGCUUCAGUCUAUUGGUGUUUUUUUGCUAAUGUUUCCAUCUCUAUUUAAUAUUAAAUUAUUACUUUAAUAUUAAAUUAUUACAUUUUUUGUACAUUAAGAGGCAGUGUAAUCAACUGUAAUUCAAAUUAUGUCAAGGAGGACUAUAUAUUGGAUUUGAAAUAGUCUUAUUAAUAAUGUUUUGUUGUUUUUUGAUGUACCCUUAUUGUUGAAAUACUUAUGUUUAUUAUUCCUUUACUCUGAUGCUAAAUAGGAUGGUUGCACAAUUAUUAUAUAUCAAUAUUUGUUUUGCUCAAGCCCAAAGGUCUCGAUGAAGCAUCCGCUCUAUCUACUAUAUAUCAUGGCUCUUUUAUUUAGAAGAAACACAUGUCUGUUUAUGAAAAUGCUGGUUGGCUGCUCCAGAUUCAGAUGUCUUCUGGGUUAAUCCCAACUCUAGGACUGAGACGUGUAAAGAUGUACACUUUUUGUGAUGUGUUUUCAAGUGCAUUUUUCCUAUAUUUGGAUUAUGUAUCCCAUUCUCUUCUAUUCCUCAUGGUUUAUUCUGUACCGUAGACCUGUGCUUCAUUCAAAUGUUGGUGGAUGUCGAUGUUUAAACUUAUCAGUGAAUUAAAGUGAUACCAGGCUUG
This is a messenger RNA of Betta splendens (Siamese fighting fish), 4330 nucleotides long. It is a transcript of the gene prox3, whose product is annotated as prospero homeobox 3. Gene Ontology annotation, molecular function: DNA-binding transcription factor activity, RNA polymerase II-specific; RNA polymerase II cis-regulatory region sequence-specific DNA binding. The transcript has 8 exons. Bases 523 to 2901 code for a protein of 792 amino acids. Gene Ontology annotation, biological process: regulation of transcription by RNA polymerase II. Lineage: Eukaryota; Metazoa; Chordata; Actinopteri; Anabantiformes; Osphronemidae. Gene Ontology annotation, cellular component: nucleus. The record is from RefSeq and is a predicted model, not a curated record.